Messenger RNA from Monascus purpureus, 1200 nucleotides. The record is from the annotation of a GenBank genome assembly. Lineage: Eukaryota; Fungi; Ascomycota; Eurotiomycetes; Eurotiales; Aspergillaceae.
AUGGCUUCUCGUGGUCUUCCCCGUGCUCUCCGCCUGGCCCGUGUGGCAGCUCCUCGUGCCGCCGCCAUGUCCGCCACCCUUCCCCGGCCCAUUCUGGCCGCCGCUGCCGCUACCGUCCCUCGUGUGUCCGUUGUGACUCCAAUCCGUGGAAUUAAGACCAUUGACUUCGCCGGGACAAAAGAAACCGUCUACGAGCGUGAGGAUUGGCCUCGUGAGAAGCUGCAGGAGUACUUCAAGAACGACACACUUGCACUCAUCGGCUACGGGUCCCAGGGCCACGGCCAGGGUCUGAACCUGCGUGACCAGGGCCUCAAUGUCAUCGUUGGUGUCCGCAAGGAUGGUGCUUCCUGGAAGGAGGCCAUCCAGGACGGCUGGGUCCCCGGAAAGAACCUGUUCGACGUCACCACCGCCAUCGAGAAGGGUACCAUCAUCAUGAACCUCCUCUCCGACGCCGCUCAGAGCGAGACCUGGCCCACCAUCAAGCCUCUCCUCACCAAGGGCAAGACCCUUUACUUCUCCCACGGCUUCUCCCCUGUUUUCAAGGACCUGACCAAGGUCGAUGUCCCCAAGGACAUUGAUGUGAUCCUUGUUGCCCCCAAGGGCUCUGGCCGUACCGUCCGCACUCUUUUCCGUGAGGGCCGUGGUAUCAACUCCUCCAUUGCCGUUUACCAGGACAUCACUGGCAAUGCCAAGGAGAAGGCCAUUGCCAUGGGCGUUGCUGUCGGUUCCGGAUACCUGUACGAGACCACUUUCGAGAAGGAGGUCUACUCCGACCUAUACGGUGAGCGUGGCUGCCUCAUGGGUGGUAUCCACGGUAUGUUCUUGGCUCAGUACGAAGUUCUGCGCGAGCGUGGCCACAGCCCGUCCGAGGCCUUCAACGAGACCGUCGAGGAAGCCACCCAGUCCCUGUACCCUCUGAUCGGAGCCAACGGCAUGGACUGGAUGUACGCGGCUUGCUCCACCACUGCUCGCCGUGGUGCCAUUGACUGGUCUAGCCGGUUCAAGGACAACCUGAAGCCUCUGUUCAACGAGCUCUACGACAGCGUGCGCGAUGGCUCAGAGACCAAGCGGUCUCUCGAGUAUAACUCGCAGAAGGACUACCGUGAGAAGUACGAGAAGGAGAUGCAGGACAUCCGUGAUCUUGAGAUUUGGCGUGCCGGCAAGGCCGUUCGCGCCCUCCGUCCCGAGAACCAAAAAUAA